Danaus plexippus (monarch butterfly) is the source of this 1827-nucleotide messenger RNA. It is a transcript of the gene Zip102B, whose product is annotated as zinc transporter ZIP9. The record is from RefSeq and is a predicted model, not a curated record. Gene Ontology annotation, biological process: zinc ion transport; transmembrane transport. Bases 192 to 1070 code for a protein of 292 amino acids. The transcript is spliced from 6 exons. Gene Ontology annotation, cellular component: membrane. Gene Ontology annotation, molecular function: metal ion transmembrane transporter activity. NCBI's taxonomy places the organism in Eukaryota, Metazoa, Arthropoda, Insecta, Lepidoptera, Nymphalidae.
GUCGUGUUGUCAAAAUUCAUGAAAUUUUGAAUAAGUUGCACAUACUUUCACUAAAUCUUUCCUAUAAUUACAUAAAAUUAUUAGUAACAAACAACAAAUGGUGUAAAGCAUGAAUUAUAGAUAAAUUGAAAUAGCUUUUCAUACUUAAUUUUUUUUUAUAGUUUACAUUGUGUGAAUAAAGUUUGUUUAAAAUGGAUGGAACCCUUGUUUUGAUUUUACUAGCCCUAGUCAUGCUUGUUGGUUCCUAUGUGGCUGGCAGUAUUCCGCUUAAUGUUAGCAUGUCUGAGGAGAAGCUUCUCAAAGUCACAGUGUUUGGAGCCGGCUUGCUUGUAGGGACUGCAUUAGCGGUUAUCAUACCUGAAGGGGUGAGAGCGUUAUUCUCGGAACGGACAGUUCUCGUUACAAAGGAUUACACACCGGAACCCAGUAUUAACAACGAUCUGCAUUCAGUCAUCGGUAUUUCAUUAGUGUUAGGCUUCGUGUUCAUGCUCCUCGUAGACCAAAUGUCGGCCAGAUACAACGACGCCUCCAACCCAACCGAGAAGAACGUGACCGCCACUGUUGGGCUGGUUGUACACGCUGCGGCGGACGGCAUAGCGUUGGGCGCCGCUGCCACCACAGCCCACGCUGAUGUGGAACUGAUAGUUUUUUUGGCAAUCAUGCUACACAAAGCCCCAGCGGCCUUCGGACUCGUCACCUUCCUUAUGCACGCCGGACUUGAAAGGAAUCGAAUCCGAAAGCAUCUGUUGAUAUUCUCGUGUGCCGCGCCCUCUCUCGCCUUGCUCACGUACUUCGGUAUCGGAAACGAGAGCAAACAGACACUCAGCGACUUCAACGCGACAGGUAUAGCCAUGUUAUUCUCAGCGGGGACAUUCCUCUACGUGGCCACCGUUCACGUAUUAUCCGAACUCACACACCCGCACACACACUCACACACACACACACUGUUGCCGCUCCAAGAGGGCGCGACCCCCAAAAAGGGCUUCGGGGGGCUACAGCCCUGUGACGUCAUAAUCCUGGCCGUGGGGGCUAUGAUGCCGCUCCUGUUAACAAUGGGUCAUGACCACUGAUGACAAAACAUAUAUAAAUAAAUAGAUUAUUUUUCUUUUGUGUAAAUUUUGCUUCAAAGUCUGUAUGGUGAUGUAUUUUCUUUUUUGUUUAAACUAACGGUGACAUAGUUGAAUAGAUCUCAUAUAGAUAAGUUUCCUGUAACAAAUUAAACAAAAAAUAAUAACUUACUUUAAAUUUAAAAGACAUUGGUGUUAAAACGGAGCGGGAUAUAAUUUUUUUUAUUUGAGAAUCAAAGUUCUGUUUGUGACGGAUCGCUUUAAAGUUAUUUGAGUUAACGAGAUUAUCCGUUGAUAAUAUUAUCAAGUGAUAAAGGUCGUGUGAUAAUUAUCAUUCGAUAAGUGUAUCAGAUAUAUAUAUAUAUAUUUGCUCGACUUUGAUUACAGAUAAAUAUUAUUUAAUAGAUAUUUUUAAUUACUGUAAAUUGAAUUGUGUGCUGGCACAAAGGUUUUAAUCUAACAAUAUAUAUAUAUAAUAAAUUUUUAUUUCAAUUUCUGAACAAACCAUAGCAAGUAUACAAAUUCCAUAAGACAUGUAUUAAAUUUACAACGGCCGGUAUGUUUUAUUUUGUAAUGUAUUAGAAAUACAUUGUGUUGUUCUGAAACGAAGAAUCCCCGUUGUUAAAUAAUGUUUUUAAAUGUAUUUUUACAUAGACAGUAUUUUUUUUUUGUAAGUGUUUUACCACCACUUUAUAAUUUUCUAUGUAAAUAAUGAUUUACAGUCAUCGGAAUAUGGAAUAAUAAACGAUUUUAUGCGUAA